AUGAGGACUUUCCAGAGCUGGAGGACGAUGGAUUCAAGGAUGUGGACGUGGGGUUCAAUGAGUCUUGAACCAUUGCCGCAUCUCCAUCACGCAGCAGAGAGCCUGGGACCUGCUGCUGUUCUAGGUUACCAUCACGUAGUAAACCUGGCCAACAGUCUGGUGGACCUGCGUCACCAGGCCUUUGUGACACAGCAGAGGGUAGACAGCAUCGUUGCUCUCUGGGAAAAACUGCCAGAGACUACUUCCCUGGACAAGGCAGUGGGCCUUCCUCGUGUCCCAGCGUCAGCCGCCUUGUUGGCUUCACCUGGCGGUCAGACCAUCACUGGCAUCAGGGUAAACAGAACCAAUGCCAGGAAGAAAAAGCAGGAACAGGAUGUUCUGUGCCUGAGCGUUGGCCAGUCCAACACUCCGAUGGUGGCCCCAGAACCCCUCCCUCCCGCACUGAGUAAGCUCCUGGAGCGUCGGACUGACGGGCACCCUGCUUUUGACUUUAACAUCCAGCAGGAUGUGUCUGGGCAGGCUUUUCAGCGUGUCCAAGGCCAGCCUCCUCUUCUUCCUGGUGAGACCCUGACAUGCUCUGGUCUAGAAGGCGACGUGGCUUCUGCCACCAAUGCCACUCCUGUGCUGGCUGGGCCCCAGACCACAGCAUGGCAGUGAAAGAAAAAGGCAGAGGCCGAGGCCGCCGCCGCUGCCCAUGGACAGGCCGUCCCCACGAAGCGGUGCAAGCAUGAACGCUAUGCCUGCAAAUAGUGUGGCCAACCCAAGACUAAAGAGUUUGGACACAGCAGGUUUCGUGGGGUGCACUUCUGCGCAGCAGCAACAGCAGGGAAGACAGUGGAGCAGUGGAUGGAGGAGAUGAAGAGAGGAGAUGUUGGACAGGGUCAGUGAUCUGUUGACCACCCCACUCACCCCAUUGUAAAUAGUUGUAUAUAGUUUUAUAUGUAUUCCUAUUUUCAUGAUUUGUUCUGUGUGUUGUGAAUGAGCACUGUUUCAU
Electrophorus electricus (electric eel) is the source of this 994-nucleotide messenger RNA. The record is from RefSeq and is a predicted model, not a curated record. Lineage: Eukaryota; Metazoa; Chordata; Actinopteri; Gymnotiformes; Gymnotidae.